UUAGGGGGUGCCAAGCCUAGGUGAUUUAUUUUCAUAAUAAGCAUGUCCUGCUCUAUCUAUCCUGUUAAUUUAAAUCGAUUCUGAGGGGUCCGUUUUUGUCAUUUUUUCCACGAAUGUGGUGCUGGAAUCCGAAUCCGAAUUUGAAGCCAACUUUAUGAACGUCACGCCAUUUUGUUCCGGUAACGAUUGGAGAGGAGUCAGGGAAUCACAUAUCGUCGAGCGAAGGAAGUACUAGAGCAAGUAGCAUAUUUUAGCAACAUCUGUUACAUAAGAAGCUCACCAUGCCGGUCAAGUCGGGCACCACGAAGAUUUUCCUGGGUAAUCUGAGCGACGCCGCCACCCCCGAUGUCAUACGGCCGCUGUUCGAGGCGUUCGGAACAGUGGUGGAGGCGGACGUCAUUAAAAACUAUGGAUUUGUGCACAUGGAGGACGAAUCGGACGCCAAGCGGGCCAUCGCGGCGCUCAACGGGAAGGAUGUCUGCGGAAAACCGAUGGUGGUCGAACUGUCCACCGGUCUCAACAAGCGCGGCCUGGCCAGGAAAGGCAGUGGUGUGGCGGGCAGGUGUAAGAUCUUCGUGGGCAACCUGCACAAGGACACUCAGCUGGAGGAGCUGCGCAGUCUCUUCCAGCGGCACGGGAACGUCGUCGAGGCCGACAUCAUCUCCAACUACGCUUUCGUGCACAUGGAAGGCGAGGACCAAGCACAGGCUGCGAUCGACGAACUGAACGGCUAUCAGCUGCACGGCCAGGACAUCCGGGUCCAAAUGUCGACCAGCUCCGUGCGACAGGUGCCCGGGAUGGACAAGCUGGACAUCUGCUACCGCUGCGGCGUCCAGGGGCAUUGGAGCAAGGACUGCGGCCGUCCGGCGGCCGGCGCCACUGGCUACGGCGGCGCCUACGCCGGCUACGCCCCGGCUGCGGCCCCGCACGACACGUGGGGUGGCUACCAGGCGGCGGCGGCGGCGCGCGAGCGGGCGCGCUACGCUCCGUAUCCAGCGUACGGACCGGCGCCGCCCACCUACCGCCGGGAUCCGUACUAUGACACGGCGCCCCGCCGGGACCCGUACUACGAUGUGGGCGGCUACUACGCGCAGCCGGGGUAUUACGAGCCGGCCAGGGCCGUCCCAGCCGACUACUAUGACGAGUACGACCUGUACGAACGACGGGCGGCCGCCGCGCGACGGGCCGCGCCGCUGCCUACGGACCCGUACGAUCCGUACGGUCUGGCCCGUCGGCCGGCCGCUGAGGGAUUGUACGACCGUAGGGCGGCCACUUAUCGCUCGGACGGAGCGCCGCCGCCGCCGCCGCCGUCCUCCUCGCGACACAUGUACUAACCGCGCCACCAUUGCCGCGCCAUCCGCCGCGCGCGCGCCGCGCUCGCCGCGUCGCCGUCGACAUCGUCACCGACAGCUCGGAGCCGCCGCCGCCGCCGUCGAGACGCCGCAGUGGGGGCGCCGCCGGCAAUGGGUCGCGUGCCGCGCGGCUAUUCCACGCCAGCGCCACCGCGCGGGCGCCGCGCGCAACUGAGGUUUGUCGUCUCUCCGCUAGAUGUCUCGCCGAGCGUGCGAGAUUGACGCUGCGUGUGUGACCAAAGGGCAGUCUGUGAGCGUACGCUGAUUGGUUAGUUUGGCGGUGAUUCAAGACGACUUCCCGCCGUAUCAUAGCUAUUUGCGUUGGGUAAAUGCGUAAGUGUAACUUACCUUUCUCGAUCUGGGAAUAUAAUUACGCAGUAUAAUCAAGUUGACGUAUUUUCUACGUAGGCUUAUGUCAGUGUGACGCUCGCAAAUUGUCCUUUGGUUUUCCGUGCUGUCGUUUGUCACCUAGCUGUGUAUGUUUCCAUGGCAACGGUCGGCGGUGAGCUGACCUGCGGCGCCGGGUAGGCGGUCGCGGCCAGCUCGUGUACUUUAGCUUUGUCGUUUGGUCGGUAGAUGUCGCGCUGUUCGCUGACACGCGGCGUUCCGCCAUUGCUGUGAGUGUGAAUUUGGUUUACUACCGGGGACUUUCGGUCGGAAUUUUCUCGACUUCAUUCGACACGAUUUGGCGUGACAAAGUGACGUUUAUGUACAAUACAGACUACAUACCCUAA
Messenger RNA from Amphibalanus amphitrite, 2086 nucleotides. Its product is annotated as RNA-binding protein lark-like. The record is from RefSeq and is a predicted model, not a curated record. Bases 282 to 1334 code for a protein of 350 amino acids. Gene Ontology annotation, cellular component: cytosol. NCBI's taxonomy places the organism in Eukaryota, Metazoa, Arthropoda, Thecostraca, Balanomorpha, Balanidae. Gene Ontology annotation, molecular function: mRNA binding; zinc ion binding. The transcript is spliced from 8 exons.